ACAGGACUAUGGUGGAAGCCGAAGUAUAUUACGUCGACAAAGGUGUUGUGGAUUUAAGUGAUCUACAAGCAGUUAAUGGUACAUUAAUUAAUGCUGGCGGCGUUAAGAAAACGGAGACAUACCAACGCGCAGACAGUCUAAUCGUGUUCUGGAUCCUGAUCGUCUUGGCUAUCAUCAUUGUCAUCGCAAUCAUCGUUCUCAUUCUGUGCUGCUUGUGCGCAGGGUGUCCACUGUAUGUAAGUCCCAGGUGCCUUUGUACAAUGGUACGCCGAUUGUGCAUUGUCUGCUAUUGCGUGCGCACGCCGCCAGGAAGCGCGCGCGCGUCUCGUCGGAAGACAACCUGCACCUCGUGAUCGAGGAGCGCGGCCCCGGCAUGGAGACGAAGGCUGUGCAAG
This is a messenger RNA of Gryllus bimaculatus (two-spotted cricket), 395 nucleotides long. The record is from the annotation of a GenBank genome assembly. Lineage: Eukaryota; Metazoa; Arthropoda; Insecta; Orthoptera; Gryllidae.